Aethalodelphis obliquidens (Pacific white-sided dolphin) is the source of this 2014-nucleotide messenger RNA. It is a transcript of the gene PRR15L, whose product is annotated as proline rich 15 like. The transcript is spliced from 2 exons. The coding region runs from base 877 to 1179 and encodes 100 amino acids. NCBI's taxonomy places the organism in Eukaryota, Metazoa, Chordata, Mammalia, Artiodactyla, Delphinidae. The record is from RefSeq and is a predicted model, not a curated record.
GUGGUGGGUCUGGAGAACCUGGCCUAAGGAGGGGCUGGUGACGCUCAACCCCACCUCCAGGGAGAUCUUGAGGAAGGCCCUUCAGGUCAGGAGGCAGCCACAGCCCCCCACCCAGCACCCGCCUGAGGCUUGGGGUAGGAGCGGACAGCCUGGGAGGAGAGCCUGGGAACCGGUCUGCCAACCAGUUUAACCAGGGACUGGUUUCGACUCCGGAGUUCAAAGGAGCUGGGUGCACCCCGUCCCUCCCAGCCAAUGGGAGCAGCGGCCCUUAACCCUUCCCCGACUGUGCCCCGGGGCAACGUCCAGGCGGCAGUUCAUUCUGGGGAAGGGUCUGAUCUCUUUGGGGCAUGAAAUGGGUGGGGGUGACCUUGGUUAUUGUUGGGGGUUGCCAACAGGCACCUGAGAGUGGGGAAACUGAGGAGAGAGGCUCCUGUGUUCUCCCCACCUCAGACUUCUCUCAGGAUUGCCUCCUCCUGGCUGGGCGGUCCCUGGAGGACCCUGGCUUCUGGGUGGGUGCGGGGGGUGCUGGGGUUGGAUUUCUGGGGUGAUGAAUAUUCAUCAGGCAAGCCAGCCUCUGCUUCUGUUUACUCAGCCGGGAAGGGCUGGGUUUCAGGUUCACCUUGACUCCUGGAGCUGCAGCGCCGCUGAGCAGGUACCCGCUCCUGCACCUGUUUCUCUCUCACCUGCCGCACAGCUGCUCCUACUCAGCUCUCCUGGCCUGAGCCUUGCCUGGCGUGGCACCCCGGAGGCACCCCUACCUCCCUCAGCCUCCCUCGGGGCAGCUCCUCCACUCAGCUCCUUCUCUAGGGAAGCUCUCGCCUUCAGCCCGGAGCGAUCGGGAUCACAGAAAGGCCCACCCUCGGGUGUGAGAGCACCAUGACCGAAGUUGGUUGGUGGAAGCUGACUUUCCUCCGGAAAAAGAAAUCCACUCCCAAGGUGCUGUAUGAGAUCCCUGACACCUACACCCAAACUGAGGGCGGUGCAGAGCCCCCAAGGCCUGACGGCGGGGGCCCCAACAGCAACUUUAACACCCGCCUGGAGAAGAUUGUGGACAAGAACACGAAGGGCAAGCACGUCAAAGUCUCCAAUUCGGGCCGCUUCAAGGAGAAGAAAAAGGUCCGAGCCACGCUGGCAGAGAACCCCAACCUCUUUGAUGACAGGGAGGGCAAAGGACAGUGAAGGGGGCCAAGCAGGACGCUAGCACCUCCCCACUCCCUGCCAUCAGCCGGAUCUGAGACGGGAGCUCGCCACGCUGGCCUCUUUGGCCACAGCUGAAGCCUCGGCGGCAGUCGAUGCCUGCUGGCAGGAAACGUCUGGUUUUAGGUUUGUAUUUAUGUGCUCCAGCUUUCUGGAAGGCCUGAGAGAUCCCAGGUCCUCCCGCCCUGCCCCACCACACACAAAGGCACUCCAGUUCAAGGAUGAAAAGUCCCACUCAGGAAGGACAGCCCUCCUCGAAGAGGUGGAAGCACCAGAAGGGAGGUGGGCGUGGAAGGAAUGGAACAGGGAGCUGGACAGACCUCACCCCCUCCUGGGACACAGGGUCAAGGGUGAGUUUGAAUUGCUGCUCCCUCUACUUUCUCUACCUGUGAUUAUUCUCUGGAUCGAUUCUGAGAGUGCAUUUUCCAGAAGCCACGUGAUGCGGGGUGGCUUCCUGGAGCUGAGGCGGAGAUGCUGAACUUGAGCUCACCUCCUAACUCAGGUGGGAAGCUUCCUGGAACUCUGCCCCCAGGUGCAGGGGGAGGGCAACCCUGGCACUCCCUAGGCGGUGCUGCAGAAGGCCAGAUUAGGGACCCCACGGGUUUCUGCACAUACCCUCAAAGGAAAGCUACACUGCCCCGCGGGUCCAAACUCAGAAAGGGGGUGGGAGGCUCUGACAGGAGCCCUCCUCCCCCUACUAGUAUUUAAGAUGGAUCAGCCUCAGAGGUGAGUCCUGCAGCCUUGAAUUUUGUUUAAAAAAAUCCUCGUAGGUUUCCCUUUGUGUAAUAAACAAUGCUGCAGAAGCAGAGAACCUGUU